GUCAGCAAUAGAAUCAUGACCUCAACCAAGAGCUCUGUUAUUGUGACCGUAAUCCUCGUCCAGCUGGUGGCUUUCAUUCAGGGCGGCCUCUACAGCACGCUGGACACGUGGGUGUACCUGGACAAGACCCUAGACAUACCCGAUGAAGCGGUCCUUGGUGGCAUAGAUUCCGCUGGUUACUACAACUACGUGGGUCGUGUGGCCUACAGCAGUAACAUUCUGCCCGCCCGCGUGGUUCCGGAACUGGGCAAGGCCACCUUCAACACGGACACGUUGGCCAACCAAGUCACGACCUACGAGGUCCUGGUGUCCAAUGCCACCGUCAGCUACCACUGGGUCCGCAGCUUCGAUGGAUUCCGGGAGAAGAACGCCGUGUCCGUGGGAACCAACGCCUCCAACGACCGUGUCUUCAUCUGUCGCAUACGCUGCGACGAAGGGCUCUUCAUUGGGACAUUGUACCUUGCGAAGCGGGCAUGCAUCGUCAAAUACGAGAACCUCUUCACUCGUCAAUCUGACAAAUACGAGAUUCUCGUUAGGGAACGCCAUGUGGCCACCUAUUCUCCUUUUGUAGAUGCAUACAUCGGACACUGAGAAUUGACUAAAUAAAUAAAUAUUUAUUAUUACUGAA
This is a messenger RNA of Drosophila biarmipes, 628 nucleotides long. RefSeq lists its product as uncharacterized. The record is from RefSeq and is a predicted model, not a curated record. The transcript has a single exon. Bases 16 to 591 code for a protein of 191 amino acids. NCBI's taxonomy places the organism in Eukaryota, Metazoa, Arthropoda, Insecta, Diptera, Drosophilidae.